Messenger RNA from Cylindrotheca closterium, 1266 nucleotides. NCBI's taxonomy places the organism in Eukaryota, Bacillariophyta, Bacillariophyceae, Bacillariales, Bacillariaceae. The record is from the annotation of a GenBank genome assembly.
AUGAACCCUUGGAAAUUAGGGACCUUACUGCCACUUGGAUGCCUACUGCAAGUGGCCCACAUCCAUGCCUUGGUCAGCCAGGAGAGGAUACACCAUUUUGCUUCCAUAAGGAAUGAAUUGUCAGGUUUGCGCCCGCUGCACUACUCGAUUCUCGGAGGACGAAACGAUGACCAUGAACCUCUCUCGUCGAGCGUAGACUUCCCAGAAUAUCAUUUACUGCCGACAGAAGAGGACUGUAUCGAACUAAAAGAAGGGCAAAGGCUUGUCUGUAUUGGGGAUAUUCAUGGGGACUCAAAAGCCCUGCAAUCCAGCUUGAAAAUAGCAGGACUCUGUGAGAGCAAUACAUGGGUGGGAGGGAAUACCAUUCUUGUCCAAUGUGGAGAUGUUUUGGACAGAGGUUCGGAAGAACUCGCCUGUUAUUCCUUGCUCGCAAAGUUAUCACAAGAAGCAGAAAAAGAGGGAGGAAGAGUGAUAUGCUUGUAUGGCAAUCACGAAGCACUGAAUGCCUUUGGACAGUUCUCCUAUGCCACGUCCGACGAGGAGUACGAACAAGAAGUGGCUCCAGCAGUGGAUGGGGCCAUGGAUACGAAGGAAUGGAGAAAGCAGUACGUUGGAAAUCAACCUGCCCGGUGGGCUGCCUUUGAACCAAAUGGGCUACUUUCCAGACCACUGUUGGCGAAUAUGAAGGUUGCUGUGAAGGUAGGCAGGACAGUCUGUGUUCAUGCCGGCUUGACCAAGGAUCAUCUCGAUGACUUCGGAGGCAUCGAAUCCAUGAACCGAAAAGCCAGACAAUGGAUCACUGGUUCUAGUGGUGUCGUAUUCAACAAUCACGGCGAAUACGACAGUGUGUUGCAAGCUUGGGUCGAAGCUGAAGCUCGGCAAGCUGCCUACAUUGACACUGCCCCAAAAUUCCUGGACGGCGGUAUUGGGUCCACCUCUCCUAUCUGGAUGCGAGCUUAUUCUUCCCCAGGCGAUCAGCCACCCGCCAAUCCGAAGGCCCAAUCCAUGAUUGAUAGCGUCUUGAAAGCAUUGGACUGCGACCGAAUGGUUAUGGGACAUACCGUCCAACGGGAAAUCAAUUGUGCCUUGCAGGGCAAAGCCUGGCGAGUCGAUGUGGGAAUGUCUCGAGGGGUAGUCGGUGGGACUCCAGAAGUUUUGGAAAUUACAAUGCAAGAUGGUCAAGAGGUCAUCUCGGUGUUGAACGCUGCAGAUGGUCGAAUAGAAGGGAGUGAACGAAAUAUCUUGGCGUUGUCCAAUUUGUUUUAA